UGGAGACACCGUGCGUAAUGUGCUGGUGCUGUGAAUAUUCGUAUUGAGUCGGUUUAUUCAUUGAAAUCCUGUCUUUUUGAAAACUUUGGGGAGGUUGGCUUGUUUUUGGUUUAACCUUUUUCCACAUCUGAUGUGUGAUCCCUGGGCAACAUGGCCUCCCUGGUCUCUGGUGGGCGUCCUGUUCAGUCUCCAUCGGCUCUCCCGACCAGACCCACUGCUGAUGUGUCUGUGUAGUCUUUAGUUUACAGUCGGGCUGGAUCAUUUUGUCUGUGAGGCAUUAUGAUACUGGACUCAGUGGAAUGUGAGUUGUGAGGUUGGUACUGUGAAUCCAACAUGGGGGUGAAGAAGGAUGGAGGAGGAGGAGAGCCGUGGUCUUCUCCAGGAGCCUCCUCUGCUCCCUCCAACUCUGCCUGCUGCAGAAGCACCCUGAUAGCCUUCCUCCUCUUCUUCCUCGUCAUCGGGGUCUUUGUAGGGCUGCUUAUUGCUUACCUGGUGCAGGAGCAGCAUUAUUUCAUGGAGACAGUGGAGCUGAAAGGUCUGAAGUAUGAUCCAGUUCUGCAGGAUGAGAACUCUGGUUACUCCAUAGUACUGACCUCAGUUUUAAAGUCCAAGAUUAAAAAUGUCUUCACUGCCUCAUCGAUAUCACAUCACUACGUUGAUUGGAGUAUUGUUGCCUAUGGUAACAUUAAUGGUGACGUGAUGGCAACAUUCAGACUGGUCUUCAGGGUGUCCAAGAUCCAGCAGUAUUCAGACAACUUCAUUCAGGACUUGCUGAGAGCGGGGCUCAGCUCAGUAAUGCAUGGGAAACCACUGGAGGUGCCAGAAUUUGGAGAGAUCAACGCUAUCAUCUUACUGGGAGCCAGUGGGAAGUCGUUUUAUGCUAUCGGAGAUGAGAUGAUAGCCAGGUGUCCUGACAACACCUUCACUUGUGACAAUGGAGAAUGCGUCACCAAAUUGAAUCCAGAGUGUGACUUUGUCCCCGACUGUGCUGAUGGAUCUGAUGAAGCUCGUUGUGCCUGUGGUACACGUCCCGCUAUGGGGAGUCGAGUGGUGGGUGGUGAGGAUGCUCGGCAAGGGGAGCUGCCAUGGCAGGUCAGUCUGAGGUACCAUGGACGCCACACCUGUGGAGCCUCCAUCAUCAGUGAACGCUGGCUGGUCAGUGCAGCUCACUGCUUUGAGAGGGACAACGACCCCACAGAGUGGACGGCCCUGGUCGGGGCCAGACUAGUGAGCGGCGAGGAGUCCGAGUCCACAACGAUUAACAUCAAGUCGCUGGUCGUGUCUCCAGACUACAACCCAGUGACCACUGACAACGACGUUACUGUGCUGGAGCUGGAGACCCCUCUCACCUUCAGCUCUUACAUCCAGCCUGUCUGUCUGCCCUCCACGUCUCAUGUGUUUGCCCCCGGACAGAGCUGCGUGGUGUCAGGGUGGGGCGCACUUCACCAGUACAACCCGGCGGUGCCUCCCACACUGCAGAAGGCGGUGGUGAAAAUCAUCGACUCCAAGGUGUGCAAUAAAUCCUCUGUGUACAGAGGAGCUGUUUCUCACAACAUGAUGUGUGCCGGAUUCCUGCAGGGCAAGGUGGACUCAUGUCAGGGUGACUCUGGAGGGCCUCUGGUGUGUGAGGGGGCCCCAGGGAGGUUUUUCCUGGCUGGGGUGGUGAGUUGGGGUGUGGGCUGUGCCCAGAUCAACAGACCUGGGGUUUAUUCCCGCGUCACCAGGCUCCGCAACUGGAUUCUUAGCCACACAGAUCCCAGCUUGGUUCAUGAUUACACCCUUUAUGCUCCCACUGUGCCAGUUACUGUGACGGGAGGAAGCUUUCAGAAUCCGCCAGUACCCAGGACCAUAGCCAUGGAUGUGUCCUCUGCACCAACACUACCUGUCUUGAACUGCACUGGAAACUUCCAGUGUAGCACCACCUCCUGCAUCAGCAAGGUCAACCCAGAGUGUGACGGAGUCCCAGACUGCCCCAACCAGGCUGAUGAAAGAAACUGUGACUGCGGCGUACGUCCUGCGUUAGGCUCCCAAAGGAUCGUGGGUGGAGUAACAGCUCGAAGGGGGGAGUGGCCUUGGAUUGGCAGUCUCCAGUACCAGAGACUGCACCGCUGUGGUGCCACACUCAUUCACAACAAAUGGUUACUUACAGCGGCACACUGCUUCAAAAGUGACCCGAGUCCAACUCACUGGGCUGUGAGCCUAGGAUCGGUGCUGCGCUCUGGGGUAGGAGCCCUGGUCAUCCCCAUCCAGAGGGUCAUCAUCCACCCAGCCUUCAAUGACACCAACAUGGACCAUGACGUGGCUCUGCUGGAGCUGGCAGUCCAGGCCCCCAUGUCCUACACCAUCCAGUCCGUCUGUCUCCCCUCACCAGUGCACCGCUUCCUCAAGAAUGCAGAGUGCUACAUCACAGGCUGGGGAUCCAUGAGGGAAGGAGGUUCGUUGACCAACCUGCUGCAGAAAGCUGCAGUGAACAUCAUUGACCAGGCAGACUGUCAGCAGUCGUAUGGAAAUGUGCUGACUCCUAACAUGAUGUGUGCUGGUUCCAUGGAAGGAGGCAGGGACACCUGUUUGGGAGACUCUGGGGGGCCGCUGACCUGUCGUGAGCCCUCUGGCCAGUGGUUUAUUGCUGGAGUGACCAGCUGGGGACAUGGAUGUGGGCGAAUUGGUUUUCCGGGGGUUUACACGCGUGUGACGUCUGUCAGAAAAUGGAUAUCUACACACCUGCCUUUUUGAAGAGGCUAAAAAGGACCUGAACAUGCUAAACAUACACACUGGAUUUUCCUGACACAUCUCCAGAACAAUUGUACUGUACAAGGACCAAAGUUAAAAGCCACACAUAUACAGUAGUCUCCACAGUGUUGACCUGUGUGAACUACUGGUCAUAGGUGCUGUUUCUAAUACUGUGCAAUCAUCUGAACUGGGAUCAUCGUUUUUCUUAAUGUACUGAAGAAAUAAGAAUACUGGACUGUGGCUUAUGGACAUUCUACUAGCACAUGCAUGAUUUAAAGUAUUUAUUUCAGUUAUUUAUUGUUCUGACUGGUAAACUUACUGUACAUGGUGUAUUUUUUCAUGUUGUGUGGGGUUCAGAAUAUAUGUGGUUCAUUUA
This is a messenger RNA of Epinephelus lanceolatus (giant grouper), 3106 nucleotides long. RefSeq names its product transmembrane serine protease 9 (gene tmprss9). Gene Ontology annotation, biological process: proteolysis. NCBI's taxonomy places the organism in Eukaryota, Metazoa, Chordata, Actinopteri, Perciformes, Serranidae. The record is from RefSeq and is a predicted model, not a curated record. Gene Ontology annotation, molecular function: serine-type endopeptidase activity; protein binding.